AAAUGGCGAUACUCGGAAGUUUGAUGACGUUUUUUGUGUCAUACCUUAAGCCCGGGAGCCCUUGCAUUCAACUGUGGGAUUAAUUCAUCGUCGUCGUCCUGUGCUAGCUCUGUGCUUUUUUGAUUACUAUGAUAUAAAGGUAUAGUCCAUAUGGAAAGAAAGUGGGUAAUCAUGUGCUUUUCAGGAUGAUAACCUGUUCAUUUCGCCCUUCGUGGAUAAGAAGUUUUCCAAACACCCGUAGUUUUGUGCUUUCCUCUUUGAAGGCUGCUUGGUAUUUUACAUAAAUAUUGAUUAUUUGUACUUUCACUUCUUGGUUUAAUUGUUUUCUUUUCUUGUGUGCUUCUAAGAAUUUUGUUUUAUCUUGUUUUUUGUGGUAAGAAUUUUUUUUUACUUUGAGAGAAGUGUUCGUUAAAAUAUGUUAGAUUUUCAAUAAGAUUUCACAAUCCCUUUUCUUUUUGUGCUUAAAGUAGUGAGAUUUCUUUAGGGAUCAGAUAGGGAGAAUGUACUUAAACCAUACUGUUGGUCCACUGCCUGUGAGGUGGCUGUGGUCAACGUGGUGACGAGCAGAGAGCCAGAGUGCCUCUGACAUAGUCGGGCCAUCCUCUGGUCCGGUAGCACACGAUGAGCAGCAAUAACGUGGCUCAUGUGUCCUCUGUGGACAAGGGGCUCAAAAUGAAGAUCAAGCGCACUAAAGUCCCCAACAAAGUGGACUCUAAACAUCACGAAGUGGUUAAGUCUGAAGCUAGUGGUGGUGCCGUGAAGUCAUCCUCCUCUUCUGUUACAUUAUUACCGUCCGCGUCUUUAGCCUCGUUUUCUUCCUCGUCAUCGUCUUCAUUGUCGUCGCCGAACAUGGCUGUGUCCUCAUCUUCUACAACUGCUGCUACUUCCGGUGUGAACUCCACGACCAGCAGCAACUUCGGUUUUCCAGGAUCUACGUCACAUUUGCUGUCUACCUUGACCGCCCCGUCGUCGUCCUCAGCAGCCAUGUCAUCCUCGUCAUCUACUUCGUCGCCGUCGUCAGUAUCAUCGUUGCCCUCUUCGUCUGCCAAUACCUCGCACAACUCGGCCCCGCACGGCGGUCCGGUCAUGCCAAACCCCACGGUGGCGCUCCUCAAGGCCGUGAACGCCGGCGUGUCCUCGGAUGUUUACUCACACGCUGGGGGCGCACUCGUGGGCUCGGGGAAAUCCCCAGUCAAGAAUACUGGAGGUCUAGGGAAUACCAGCAUGACGGGUGGCGAUCCCAAAGACAACAAAUCCCCCAAAUCGAAGGCAGCAUACAAUAAAAAGGGGAAAGAUGGUGGGAACAAAGUGAUUGGUGGGAGAGACCACACCCAGGGCGGUGUUGGAUCCUCGUUACUACAAAACUCUGGAGGUGCUGCGAAUAUGUCGGGUGGCGAUGCUAACAAUAUGUGUCGCACGGGCUCUGGUGUAGGCAUGUCGAACAGUGGCCAGACCUUCUCCACUAUUUCCAAUUCUUUUGCUUCGAGCGCCGUCGGAGGCCUGGGAGUUCUGGCUUCCUCGCUGGCGUCAGAGCCACGUCCCGGCGACACGGUACACGUCAAACGGGAAAACCCCGUCCACGACCCGUACGAGUUCAACGCCAAAGUGGAGGAUAAGAUUGAACUUCCACCCAAGAAGCUGAAGAUUGAGAAGGUGGACAGUCUGGAGACGGCUACAUCACCACAGCCUCAGCAUCACCAUCAGCUUCCCCACCAGCUUCAACAGCAGCAUCAACAACAUCAGCAGGGUGCUAUGGCAACUAAUCUUCACUCUCCAGCAUCCUCGUCCUACCAGCACCAGAAUCAGGUUUAUCACCAUCACCACCACCAAAGUACGCAGCAGCAGCUGCAGCAACAUCAUCACCAUCCCCACCAACAACAAGUCCCUCCAUCUCGGCGUAGCGUGGGCGUGGACGCAUGUAGUGUUGGUAUAGUCACAGAACCCGAUUGUUUGGGACCUUGUGAACCGGGUACCACUGUGGGACUGGAGGGCAUUGUCUGGAAGGAGACGGAUAAUGGAGUGUUGGUUGUAAACGUGACGUGGCGAGGCAAGACUUACGUCGGUACACUCAUGGACGCUACCAGAUACGCCUGGGCGCCCCCAAGACCUAGCGGCUGCGAGUCGCCAGUAAGUGACUUCGAGUCAAGGACACCCAAGGGUCGUGGCAAGCGCACGUGCAGGAACUCCGUGCAGACCAAUGAGCGCCUCCCAGAGGGACGUCGUCUGCGGAAAGGCAGGAGAGGCACAGUGAACAGCAACAGCAGCAAUUUCAUGGCACCUCCCAGCCCGGCUAAGUCCGAUAUCGCCAGCUGUAACGUGAAGAGGAAAGCGCGGGCGGCUGAGCCGGAAGCAGAGAAGGCCAAAAGAAGUCGGUCGUGCUCGCGAGGAGCUGGGGCUGAUAGUCCCACCACAGACGGCUACAUCGUGUGUCCGGAGCCGAAUUGUCAUAAAAAGUAUAAGCACAUGAAUGGGCUUAGGUACCACCGUACGCACGCGCAUCGAAAAUCCUCCGUCACUGAUGAUGUUAGAGACGAGGAGGAUGAUGAGGAGGAUGAGGAGAAGCCGGAGAAGAAAGAGAAGACUACAUUGUCGGAGAGGGCUGAGAGAAUGAGGGCGAAGGAAAGGCAGCGACUGAAAGAGCAGCAAAGAAACUCUGAUAGAGACUCUAAAGAUUCUAUUGACGACGACAUUCCCCUGAAAGAGAUUGCAAACUCUUGUCGAGCGAACCAGAACUCUGAAAAUAAUAGUUCUAAUAAAAACGGGUCAGACGAAGUGACAGUUUUCACCAGUGAGUCCGGUUCCAGUGUUGCGGUCAGUACAAUGGGUAGCAAAAUUGACCCUCAAGUGGUGCUCACCAAAACAACGGUUCACUUACAACAAAAAGAGUCAGCCACGGGAAGUGUGGUUUCCACUUCUGGGGGGAAGAAGAAAGAUGCUAAUGCAUCGUCAGAUUCACACUCUUUAUCGUCGACUUCAUUGUCAUCAGCGUCCGCUUCUGCUUCCUUGUCGUCCUCAUCUUCAGUGCCUUCUUCCGUCUCGGCGUCUUCCGAGAGCUCCUCGUCCCAGGCCCCUGUAAAUAACGUCACGUCAUCCUUGUCAUCAUCCAGCAACAGCAUCAACCCGUCUCUGCCCGUGAUGACCACCCUCCGGUCCCCCAUCACCUCCCAGGUGUACCAGAUCACCCCUACAGGCUGUCUAGGCGGCGUCCCCUUUGUGUCGCAGUCGGGAGCUUCGUCUGGUCUGGUCUCGGCUCCCACAAUGCCCCUGACCGCUUCCUCCUCCAGUCAACAGCAACAGCCUCCCUCGUUGACCAGUGCGACCACCACAACCUCAGUAUUAGGCGUUACCCUUCACGCAGACAGAUUAGGUCCUUCCAGUAACAAAACUGGAGGUCCGAAUAGCAAAGGUGGUGUGGUGACAUCAGCCCGUCCUAUCGUUCCUGCUCCCUCACCUCAAAUGGCUGGUAUUGGGUCGCCAAUUGGUCAUGCUGCCAAUGCCUUGUCUUCCGUGAGUUCGCUGCAUGCAGCAUCUCUCAAACCGAUCCAACCUAAACCCACCGUUAUGGGCGACUAUCCGUCUAUCAGCCCGGCGUUGGCCGAUCUGAACAGAGACAAAAAUCGGAAAGUAAAAAAGAAAAAGGACAAAGAGGGCCAAAGCCCAGGCUCGAUAACGCCGGUCAACGUCAGCUCUCCCGACAGCAGAGGACUGUUUGCGUCACGUGAUCCCGGUGCGCCCGACCUGGGUUCUCAGGACGACCACAGAGAAGACAAUUCUGCUUUGAGAAAAUCGUCAACUGGCACUCCGUCCAAACCUUUGAACGUUACAAACAGUUCCUCGUUCGGCAGUUCCAAGCACACGUCUUCACCAUUCCAAAUGUCUUCCGGUAUGGGUGGGCCAGAUCAGCAUCACUUGACCACUCGAGUGGCUGUCCCUCCCUCCACAUUGUCUGUGGGACCAGCGGGCAGUUCUGACCCGAAGAGUCCAAUCACGGAAGACGUACACAGUCCGGCCUAUUCAGACAUCUCUGACGCUAACGAUAGUGGCUCUCCUGACCAACAGGACAGUCCCUCAAAGAAAGACGGUUCGCUGAAAAAAGACGGCCAGUUGAACGGACCCCAACAUGGUUUAGGCCCCGAUGGAGCUCCGCUUCCGGCACAUUUCAGCAACAUGUAUUAUUUUGGAGGACCUCCAAACUAUCUACCACACGGGUUAGCCCAGCAAAUGGGCUCUCCAACGCUCUCAAAAGGAGGGUUACCCAAGAAAGAUGGCAGCGAAGAUGGUAGACCUUCCAGUCGCGGGGACGAUCCCAAUGGGGAGAAGAAAGAUGGCGGUGUCCCUGGUGGUAAAACAGGUGCUCAACAGGAGGCAGAGCUUCAGCAGAAGUCCUUGAUUAACUAUUACGCCCACCUGCAUGGCGUCUCGCCCGCCGCUGUACAACUACAGUACAAUAUGGCUGCCUACAACCCCCCCUCCCUCGAUCCGUACGCUGCGCAGGUCUUGGCGCAGCAAGACCCGGUGUUCAGACAGCAUCUCGCGGAGCACCAGAAGAGACUUCUACAACAGCAACAACAACAGCAGCAGCAGGAUAUGGCAAGUAAAGGCGAUGACAGCUCUGAGAAACGCACUCCUUCGGGAAUAAAUCCUGCCAACAGAUUCAUGGGUGGCCCAGGGUUUGACAGCUCUAAGGGAGGCUUGCCCGGGGUAGCUCAUGGCACGGACAAUCUGGGGGAAUCAAAGAGGAUGGUAGAGGACGGAGAGCAAAACCUGAGAGACAAACAGAGUGAGAAUCAUCAGAUUCUGAAAGAGAAUAUUGAACUUAAGUCGCAAAUGGGAGUCAUCCAUCCUGACCAACAGAAUUAUCAUUUAAUAAAAGAGCAACAGCAACAGCAACAUUUGCACAAUCAGUUGAGGAGAGCUCAGCUCUUCCACCAACAGCAGCAACAACAACAACAUCAACAACAACAACAACAACAACAACAACAACCAGCAGCAGCAGCAGCAGCAGCAACAAAAACUGUAUGA
Molecule: messenger RNA, 5022 nt
Organism: Aplysia californica (California sea hare)
Lineage: Eukaryota; Metazoa; Mollusca; Gastropoda; Aplysiida; Aplysiidae
Product: zinc finger protein 608
Biological process (GO): regulation of transcription by RNA polymerase II
Cellular component (GO): nucleus
Source: RefSeq, a predicted model, not a curated record